Lactuca saligna is the source of this 2094-nucleotide messenger RNA. The record is from the annotation of a GenBank genome assembly. NCBI's taxonomy places the organism in Eukaryota, Viridiplantae, Streptophyta, Magnoliopsida, Asterales, Asteraceae.
AUGAACGUUGAUAGGAAUAUCUGUGUAAAUACUUUGACGAAGGAAGAAGCGUGGGUCCUCUUCAAGCGUAUUGUUGGUGAUGAAAAGUUAGCGAAUGACUCGAGUCUGGAGAAAAUUGCAAAAGAGGUGACUGAAGAAUGUGGUGGAUUGCCACUCAUCAUUCAAGCCGUGGGAAAUGCUUUAAAAAAUAAAAAAAUUGAUAUAUGGGAGGCGGCACUUGACCGACUAAGAAAGCAUGCCCCUCUAGAGAUUGCUCCAGAGAUAAGGAAAGCAUUUACUCAUUUGAAGCUGAGCUAUGACUUGCUUGACAGCAAAGCUAAAUUAUGCUUCUUACUGUGUAGUUUGUUCAAGGAAGAUGAAAUCCUAGAUACUUUACGUUUAGCAGAAUAUGCGGUGGGUCUGCAGAUAUUUGAUAAUCUGGAUAGCAUUAACGACGCGGAAAAAAGAGUCCGAAUGGCAGUUGACACCCUCACAUCCUCUUCCUUGUUAUUGCCUGAGCCGGGAGACAAAGUAAAAAUGCACGAUGUUGUUCGUGAUGUGGCUUUGUUAAUAACUUCGUCUUCUGAAGGUGAAGAGAAAGAGAAGUUUUUAGUGGAGGCUGGAAAAUGUAUGACAGAAUGGCAACCAAGAAACAGAACCUCAGAAAGCUACACCAAGAUCUCACUCAUGGAUAAUAGAAUUGAAAAGCUUCCACAUCAUCAGCUUCAUUUCCCACUCCUUGAUACUUUCCUUAUACGAAGAAAUUAUUUGUCUGUUAUUCCUGAUGAAUUCUUUAGAGGCAUGAAAGAAGUUAAAGUUUUAGAUUUGUCUUUUAAUAAGAUCACAUCCCUCCCACAAUCACUGAAGCUACUCACAAAACUCAUCACUCUUGAUCUAAGUUUCAAUAUAUAUCUCAAUGAGAUUUCUAUACUCGGGGAGCUAAAAGACCUGGAGAUUCUAAAAGUUAGAGCUACCGGAAUCAAAGUGAUUCCUGAAGAGAUAGGUGAAUUGACAAACUUGAGGUUGUUGGAUGCGGGGGAAUGUGAUGAUUUAUCUCAUGUAGCGCCUGGUGUCAUAUCAAAGCUCACUUGGUUGGAAGAGUUGUAUUUUGGAACCGUUUACAAGAACGCAGUGUCACACCUUGGUCUUGUGGAAAUAAGUAAGUUUGAAACGUUCAGAGCUCUGCACUUAAAAAUGGAUUCAGAUGAUUGUCAUCUUUUUCCUGAAGGCACCUACUUCGAAACGUUGCAAGAAUUCUUUUUUCAAUUUAUCCAAAGGAAUAUUGAUUUGGAAAGAAUCUUUUCUAAAUUUCUUAACCAAAGGAUUAAUAUUGAUAUGGAGCGAUCAAAAUCAUAUUUAAAACGCCGGCUAUACAUUUCAGAUUCUAACUUCCCAUUCAAGAUGCCAAUCAAGAAACUGUUUCAGGUAAGUGAUGGUAUAAAACUAAAUGUGAUAAAAGAUUUGGAUAACAUCAUACCAGACCUUUAUGGAGAGAGUGUCGAUGAAUUAAAGUCUAUUGAAUUAGUUUGUUGUGACAAUGUUUCAUGCUUGGUGAAGACAACGGAUGAGGUUGCAACUCAAAGGAAAACAAAGAAAAAGUUUUUCUCCCAAGUGGAACAAAUCCAUCUAAGUGACCUUGAUAAACUGAAGCUUCUUUUUGAUUGUUCAUUACAAUAUAUAAGCUUGCGUAAUCUACAAGUUAUUAAAAUUUCACGUUGUUCAUACUUGUUGAGCCUAUUCCCUUUAAGUGUAGCACAAGGGCUUUCCAAUCUGAGAAGUAUAUCGAUUUGGUGGUGUGACAGUUUGAUGGUAGUGAUUUCUGGUAGAGAUGAGCGAACAACUGGUGGUGACAUGAUUGAGGAAACAGAGGAUAGUGAAACCGAAGUGGGCAUACAUGAUGAUGCAAAUAUUGAGUUCCCUAGACUUACCCAUAUUGACCUUAUCGAUUUGCCUAGACUAAAGACCUUCUAUUCUGGAGAUUCUACAAUCAAAUAUCCUUCCUUGGAGUUUAUCCAGGUGAAAAAUUGUCCUAGCAUGAAGAGAUGGGGAGACGGAGUCCACGAGAUGCCUGACCACAACUUUUGUGAUGAAUGGAACCUUAAUUUGUUUCAUUAA